AUGGCGGCUAUGGGAUCCCAAGAACCCUCUUUAAUUCGGUGUUCUUAUCACAUUUUCUUGAGCUUCAGAGGUGAAGACACCCGAAAGACCUUUACCGAUCACCUUUAUACAGCUCUGCUACAUGCAGGACUACGCACAUUUAGGGAUGAUGAUGGACUUGCGAGAGGAGAUGAUAUCUCCAAAAAACUGAUAAAGGCAAUUGAAGAGUCGAGAAUUUCAAUAAUUGUCUUCUCAAAAGACUAUGCAUCUUCAACAUGGUGCUUUGAUGAACUUCUAAAGAUCCUUGAACGCAAGAAGAGUGUUGAUCAUAUGAUUGUGCCCGUGUUCUACCAUGUGGAUCCGUCCCAUGUUAGAAAAUAG
This is a messenger RNA of Cornus florida, 360 nucleotides long. RefSeq names its product disease resistance protein RPV1-like. The coding region runs from base 1 to 360 and encodes 119 amino acids. Gene Ontology annotation, biological process: signal transduction. The transcript has a single exon. The record is from RefSeq and is a predicted model, not a curated record. NCBI's taxonomy places the organism in Eukaryota, Viridiplantae, Streptophyta, Magnoliopsida, Cornales, Cornaceae.